Molecule: messenger RNA, 327 nt
Organism: Phycomyces blakesleeanus NRRL 1555(-)
Lineage: Eukaryota; Fungi; Mucoromycota; Mucoromycetes; Mucorales; Phycomycetaceae
Exons: 3
Coding region: 1-327 (108 amino acids)
Source: RefSeq, a predicted model, not a curated record
AUGUGUACAUUUGUUUUUACAAAAGUAGGUAUAGUAUGUUUUGAAUACAUUAUUCAGCACUCCAUUUUUCAGCUGAAAAUAAAAGUAUAUGGUCCAUCUACAAGAAACAAUAUUAAUCUCCCAGUGUUUUACGAUAUCUUUCUUAAUAACAUCAAAAAAUGCACAUCAUCGAAAAAAAGACACCUGUGGCUCACGCCAAUCCCUGUAUGUUUUGCGGCAAGAAAACUCACACCUAUUCAACAUGCCCAUACGUUUACCGCCCUAAAUAACGUUAAUCAAGCUCUUGUUGACCCUCUAGAAAAGAACUAUUCUAUUCAUCAAGACUAA